UACCAGUGAGUCACUGUAUAACCGCUCAAAGAAAUCCCCUUUACAACUGAUGGCUGUAGCAUCUUCUUAUUCAAUGUCAGAUACACUGAGGAAAGUUCCACACCAUCUCACACAUGUAGCGUAAAAACACACUUAGACUGAUGAAGCGGAAAAAAAAUAUUUUUCAUAAGUAUUAUGGUAUUAUUUAUAUCAAUUUAAUUAAAGUUACCAAAAUCAUGCUUCAAAAUUCGCACAAAUUGAAUGUGGAAUGGAAUUCACAGACAUUGCUCGUGACUGCAAAUGGUCACAGUGUUCAUUUGACACCAUGAGUGUUUAAUCAGUACACAAACACUCCUGUGGUCAAAACGAAACAAAAACUUGCUGUAAAGGGGUUACUUUUUGUAAGUGAUUAAAGUGUAAGUCCUACUCUAGAACUAACUGCCUGGGUGUGCACUGGGAGUCUGGGUUAGAGCAAAACAGGAGCAGAGAACAAGGGGGAGGAAGCACUCUUAGUAAUUAUCAGAAUAAUCAUUAACUACAUCCACAGACCUCGGAGGAGAGCAGCUUUGGUUAAAGCAUCCUGUUUAAAGUGGCUGACUGGAAGGAAAUUCCCUCUUUGGUUGGCAAGCUGGACGUCUGUCACGAGAGACAGCCAGAACGUUAGCCGCUUGCUCUAGUAGGAAUUGACCGUUGGCAUAUGAUUUUCUCUGCUCGAAACCCCGGUGGGCUCCGGGAACUCGAGCGGAAGUGAUCUUACGGCUGGGUGUCGAAGCCAACAUUAGCAUCUGCUGGGUCCUCUGGGCAGCGAUUUUCUGGUUGCUAGCAAACACUGUUGCCACAAAUACAGUUGAGGCACACGUGAAUUAUGUGCCGGCAUUCGCACAGAGAUCAACAUGUCCUCAUGCAAUCGUAACAUCUGUGUAUUGGCAUGGCCUGGUGAGUGAGUAAUGACCAGGUCAGAAUAAUACUUAUGUGUAUUUGUCUGUUUGUCAGUCUGUUUAGAGGGAGCCAUGCUAAAUAGAUGAUAGAUCUUUUAUUGAUCCCGAGGGACCUUAAGUAGGACCUUAAAUAUGAUUUUAUUUCAAUGUAAAAAAUAAAAAAGAUUCAGAUCCAAAAAUCUUCGCCGAAAAAAAUCUGAAAACCAGCUACACCUGGAUGAGGGGCCUGAAAGAGGUUUGCAGUUGGACCCUUCUCGGAGAAGUGAGAUUGUUCGAUUGCAUUCAGGUUCAAUUGCCUUACCUGUCCUUGGUAUCCCGGAUGUUGCAAUCAGAAUUCCUUCGGCUGGAAUUUUUCUUCGGCUAGAGUUUUUACUUUUUGAAUAUGAGCGACCUGAAUGUCGGAACCUUGAAUUUUUUUUAUAUAAUAUCAUCAAAACCAACAUUCGGUGGUGUUAAAAUUAAGUGUUCAAUACCUCUUGAAAUUAAAGACAUUGUCACUGAUUUGCUCCCAUGGUUCCAUAGCUCUCCUCUCACAUGCACAGUGUCUCUGACAGGAACUGUUCUGACCAGAAUUCUCUUGUGGCAUUUUCACUCUCUUUUUUUGGGGGGGCCUUGUACGUGCAACUUGCUUUUUGUGUGCGUGAGAAAGUGAGUGCUCUGUCUUCUAGUUUUGAACCGAAGCCAAACAACCAAGCACGCACAGACAGAGACCCAGCCCUCGAGGCUGUUGAGAAUCGGAUAGAUAUGAAUGGUGACUGAGCAGCAAUUCCCUUGGAUUUUCAUACUGGACAGCAAUCCAACUGCAGGUGGCAGUCUCUGCCCCUCCCAUGCCUAGCCUCCCCUCGCAUGGAAGGGGGAGCUAGUGGAGGAGGAGAGAGAGAGGGAGAGAGUGAACGAAAGAGAAAGGACAGGAAAAGCUUGGGACUCGUGAAGAAAAUGAGCAGAGGCUUUGCGUCCGUCCUGUUACUGCAGUCCAUUCAUGCCAUUCCGUGUUCAGAGAACAGUUGUGAGGAGUUCCAGUGCAUCUGUCCCCAGAUGUUCCAGCCUGCGUAGCUGUGCAGGGAGCCAAGCUUAAGCUGUUUGUGAGGAAGAGACAUCAACAUGCCUCCUUGACUGCCGGUACACCCUCCGUUUGUCCAAAUACCCCUACUUCAGCAUAUCCAAUCAGUUAAGAUGUAGUCUGGUUGGUUGCCGUGGAGAUGUCUCUUAGCAGGACCUCCCCUUGGCUCCGCCCACCUGUUUUGUUGCAGUGCCUGUUGGGAACGCUGUGGACUCUGCUCCUCCCCUUCCCCGUCACUCCGACGACAGGCCCCACCCCUGCCCCGCCCUCCAACAGCACCCUGCUCUUUGACACCGGUGCCCCCGGCAACAGCCUGCGCAACUGCAGCUGCUCAACCGCCAUCCAAGACUGCAGCGAGGCUCUGGCCAACCUGCAGUGCGACUGCCACACGGUCCAGCGCUCAGCACUGCCCCCCGGAGGCCUGAGGGUGACGGGGGGCCUGACCGUGUGGGUGCGCCAGCCCUGGGUCCUCCAGGAGCUGCUGAACGGGAGCGAGGUGUCCGACCUGCGCCUGUCCUCUUGUGGCCCUGGGCCCCUGCUCUCGCAGCACCUGGCUGUGUUCGGCCUCCGGAGGCUGAGGGUCCACAGCUCUGCCCAGGGGGCGCCACACCGCGACCAGGGGCUGAGCCUCGCCUCCGGAGCCGGGGUAGACGUCGGGGGGUCCUUCUCCUCAGCUGAUCCCCCGCCCCCCUCCUCCGUGCUCCAGGUGUCCAUUGUGGAUGUGGCGGUGCUGAACGGGCUCUCAGCCCUGAAGGCGUACAGCGUGGCUGGGCCCACCCUGUCCAGCCUCUCCCAGCAUCUCCCUUUCCUGUCCCUGCCUCCACCCCCUUCCACCCCAAACCACCCCCUACCCUCAGACCCACAGCAUAAAUGGGUCCUCACCUUCAUUUACUAAAGCGUCUGGAACUAUCGUUUUGUUCACCAUCUGCGGAAAAUCGAACAAUCUGGAAGACACUGUUGUGCUGGAACCAUGUUGCAAGGUGAGCUUGGUUGGUGUAAAGCUAAUAAUGCCUUCUGGAUCAUCCCAACCGUGCCGAUUGAAAAUCUACUGUAUCAAUCCAUGCUAACAAUGUAAAGAGACAGAGACAAGGACUACUUUUGUUUGCAUCUCUUAGAACCGACUAAAUGUUCCUGGGACAUCUUUUAGAAUUUGAUCAAAUGCCGACCAAAUGGUAUUCCAUCUGCUCUUUUCUUUCCGCACUUAUCGAGUGCAGAUGGUCUAUUAAACAUGUUGUUAUGAAACAGGUUCGGACGGCUGUGUUACGAAUGGGAUUGUGCUCGGAGAAUCUUUUUGGAAUCUGGCAGCAGAUUCCUAUUCUCUUGGAUCAAGUCAGAUUCAAAUGCUCUUCACUUGAUAUGGAAUGUUGUGCCCCCUACUUCGAGCUGGACUUGGUAGGACACUUAUGUGAGACUAAGAAGAUCUAUGUGGAUCUCAACUGGUUCGAUCUGGAAACUUGUAAUCAUGUCGGGGUGUUAAAUAUAAUGUCAGCCUGGUUUUGAUGUUCUAGAUUGUAUUUUUUUCUGGAUUUCCCAGAAGUUGGAUUUGUAUAUGGGAGAAUUGACAGGGAUAUUCUGCUUAUACUCUUUAACAGUCCACUCUGUUUCUAAUUGUACAAUUGGAAGAAUGUUCUAAAACUACUGUAGCUAAGCACUUAAAUCAGAUGACAGAAGAGUUGGGAUAAGUACAGACUAGCAUGCAAAGAGGUGUUGGGAGCACAGAGAGAAGCCUUCACUGAUCUCCUAACAGACACUGUGGGUUCAGUCUGGUCUGUAUUUCCAGCUCCUAUCCUGAGAGAGAAUAGACAUCAUUAAUCUGAAACUGCUCUCACAAACAAGGACUGCAGCCAACACUUCUGUUCUGCAGAUCCUUCAAUAAAGGAGCUGCGUAUAUAUGUGCGUGCUUUCACAAGUUUGUGUAUGCGUUUAGUGUAUACUGAAUAUGCACGGUGUCAGUAUUAUUGGUGUGUGUGUGCACGCGUGUAUGUACAUAUUUGUCCAUGUCAAUCUGUGUCUGUUUGUCCAUGGGAAUGCAUGUAUAACAAUGUCCAUUCAUGUGUGCGUGCACAUGACUAAUUUUGCAUUAUUUACUUUGGUAGCAUAAAUGCUUCUGCUUAUUACUGCUCUGUGGUGGCAUUGACUGCUAUUUUCUGGCACUGUCGACACUUUUCGCAUAUGCCGUCCUAACCAUGUGUCCACUAAUGACCGUGGAUGUUUGUAUCUUUGAUGCUGUCUAAAGCUCUGCCUGCCUUGUUUGGUUUGGCCAAAUGUUGGCAUUAUUCAACUCCAUCUUGGUAACGGACUAUAGUGCUUAUAAGCACACACUAUUGACAACAACGUAGCAAAGUAUAAACAUUUGACUUUUACAACAGCAACAAAAUAAAAGAUACCUCACCACGUACCAGCUGAGACUGCAUCCGGAACAUUCCACCAAGACCAAAUCAUUGGGGAGGAGAGUUUCACAUGCUCUAAUGUUAGCCUUUACGGUUUUGGAGAGUGAGACCUUUUAAAUGUCCAACAACGUUUUUCAUGUUCCCCUCUCACCUGAUUUUGGAAAUGUUCACCUAGGGUUAAUUUUAAGACUGUUUGCUGUCUAUGUAGUUGUAUAAAUUAUUUAGAUUUUAUGAUGUGUUUGAUGAGUGACUCGUCCGCUAUGUGAUCAAGACAAAAGUAGCCUAUAUUUGAAAAGGUUUGGUACGUUUGAUUUGUAUAUAAUUUGGUUUGUGCAGACAGAUCAUUAUAUCCCGAAUAAAGGAACUUGUACGUCAAA
Molecule: messenger RNA, 4744 nt
Organism: Hypomesus transpacificus
Lineage: Eukaryota; Metazoa; Chordata; Actinopteri; Osmeriformes; Osmeridae
Exons: 4
Coding region: 2117-2872 (251 amino acids)
Source: RefSeq, a predicted model, not a curated record